Messenger RNA from Mesocricetus auratus (golden hamster), 2258 nucleotides. It is a transcript of the gene Slc2a7, whose product is annotated as solute carrier family 2 member 7. Gene Ontology annotation, biological process: monosaccharide transmembrane transport. The transcript is spliced from 12 exons. Gene Ontology annotation, cellular component: membrane. The record is from RefSeq and is a predicted model, not a curated record. Gene Ontology annotation, molecular function: hexose transmembrane transporter activity. The coding region runs from base 51 to 1688 and encodes 545 amino acids. Lineage: Eukaryota; Metazoa; Chordata; Mammalia; Rodentia; Cricetidae.
AAAAAGCCAUUAAGGUCCAAAGGACAAGAAGAUCACAUACUAAGUCAGCCAUGGGCAAACUCGGCAGUUCCAGCCUGCAGCCGAGCGAGCAGGGUGUCGGAAACUUCAGAGAGGCAGAGCGGACCUGCUCGCCUGCCUGGAUGAGGAUGGAUAAGACAGGGACAGAGACGCCUCUGCCCACACCACACAUGAAAGGGAGCCUCAAGCCCACGCUGGUCCUGACCACUCUAAGCGCAUCCUUUGGCUCAGCCUUCCAGUACGGCUACAACAUCUCUGUGAUCAACACGCCUCACAAGGUCUUCAAGUCGUUUUACAAUGACACGUACUUUGAGCGGCACGGAAAAUUCAUGGACGAGCAUUCCCUGUUGCUCCUGUGGUCCUGCACCGUCUCCAUGUUCCCUCUGGGAGGCUUACUGGGGUCCUUGAUUGUUGGCCCGAUGGUCAAUAAAUGGGGCAGAAAAGGAACACUGCUGAUCAACAAUGUCUUCGCUGUGACUCCUGCCAUCCUGAUGGGAGUCAGCAAAGUGGCCCGGGCCUUUGAGCUGAUCAUCUUGUCUCGAGUGCUGGUGGGAAUCUGCGCAGGCAUCGCCUACAGCGCCCUUCCCAUGUACCUGGGGGAACUGGCUCCCAAGAACCUGAGGGGUGCAUUAGCGACGAUGACCGAGGUAUUUGUCAUCAUUGGAGUCCUCCUGGCACAGAUCUUCAGUCUGCAGGCCAUCCUGGGCAACGCCACAGGUUGGGCGAUCCUGUUGGCUCUCACAGGGGUCCCUGCGCUGAUUCAGCUUCUCUCGCUGCCCUUCUUCCCCGAGAGCCCCCGCUACACUCUGAUUGAGAAAGGGGACGAAGAGACGGCAAGGCGAGCUCUAAGGAGGCUGCGAGGCUGCAACUACGACGUGGAGGCCGAGAUGGAAGAAAUGCGCGAGGAGGAGCGCAAGGAGCAAGCAGAGGGUCGCCUGUCCGUGCUCAACCUCUUCAGCUUCCGGCCCCUGCGCUGGCAGCUGAUCUCCAUCAUCGUACUCAUGGUGGGCCAGCAGCUGUCCGGGAUCAACGCGGUCAACUACUAUGCAGAUGUCAUCUACACCUCGGCUGGUGUGGACCCCACCCAGUCCCAGUACGUGACAGUGGGCUCCGGUGUGAUCAACUUGGUGAUGACUAUCGUCUCGGCAGUCGCCGUGGAGCGUCUGGGGCGGCGGAUUCUCCUGCUGUCUGGCUAUGGCAUCUGUGGCUCUGCCUGUGUGGUGUUAACUGUGGCACUCCUCCUUCAGAGCACGGUCCCUGAGCUGUCUUACCUCGGUAUCGCCUGUGUCUUCGCCUACAUCGUGGGACAUUCCAUAGGCCCCAGUCCUGUCCCGUCAGUGGUGAGGACAGAGAUUGUCCUGCAAUCCUCCCGGACAGCCGCCUUCACAGUCGAUGGGGCUGUGCACUGGCUCUUCAACUUCAUCGUGGGCUUGGCGUUCCCCUCCAUGCAGGCGGCCAUCGGGGCCUACAGCUUUCUCGUCUUUGCCGCCCUCUGCCUCCUCACGGCCGCUUACAUCUACGUGGUGAUUCCUGAGACCAAGGGCAAGACCUUUGUGGAGAUAAACUGUGCUUUUGCCAAGAGAAACGGAGUGGAGUUUCCGGGCGGGAAUGACGUGGUGAUGGCCAAGCCUCACACACCCUCUCCGCCUGCCAAGCAAACGACCUUUUGACGGCUCUGCGGACCCUCACACACUCCGGCUCCUUUCUCUGAGAAGGACACUUGGGGACCAGAUCUUCUGAGCGGGAAACAGCUCUGAGACUUUGGUGUUCGCGUGUGGUGUGUGCUUGUGAUCUCCACACUGGACAAGCAGAGACAGGGUUCCGGAAGCUCACUGGUCAGCCAGCCUAGCCUGGUCCGGGAGCCCGAGGUCCCGGUGGCAGGCCUGUCUCCAAAAGCAAGGUGGACCGUGUUGACGGAAAAUGACAUCUAAGGUCAUCCUCGGGCUUCCAUAUGUGUGUACACAGAAAUGCUCAUGCACAUGCCUGCAUGUGACAUGUGACACACACACACACAUACACACACACACACACACACACACACACACACACAAAGCAUCUACAGUCAGGAUGCAGAGCCUGCUGAUGGCGCCCCAUUCGUCUGGCAGUUAGGAUUGGGUCCUCCCACUUCAGUUAACCUAAUCUAUACAAUCUCCCACAGACAUGCUCAGAGGUGGAUGCCCCUCUGUAGGCUCUGAAUGGUUUAUUACCAUUGGUUAAUAAAGAAGCUGAUUUGGCCAAUA